Messenger RNA from Onthophagus taurus, 3120 nucleotides. NCBI's taxonomy places the organism in Eukaryota, Metazoa, Arthropoda, Insecta, Coleoptera, Scarabaeidae. The record is from RefSeq and is a predicted model, not a curated record.
UUUUUUAUUAAAACAAAACCCACCAAGGUUACGAUGGAAAGAGUUGGGCGUAAAUACCAUAUAAAACCGACGUUGGAAUGAUGAACGCGUUCAGUGACUCACGGAGUCUCAUUUUACUUAAACCCCCCCAAAAAAAAUCGUUAAUAUAAAUUACUUGUUUAGUGAAAAGUGUUUAUGUGAAAAUUUGUGAUAACAUGAUUUAUAAAUCGAAUCACGUAAUCCUUUCCUUAAUAUUCCUUCACCAAACUUAUUCGGCAACAUUAUCGGACGUUUUAACAUUAAACACCGACCCAUCAUCGUCAUCUCGUGUCGCAAGAGAUAACAAAUACUAUUCAAACCGUCAACAACAACCAAAUCAACACCACCAACAACCGAUCGAUAAUCAAAGAGAUGCGACGACGACGACAAGGGUGUUAAAGCCGGAAGAAUCACCAGAAGCUCGUGAUUAUCACCAAGAAACUUCAAUCGGAAAACGUUGUUCUCGAUGUGGCGAGGACGGACGUUCCGAUUAUUAUCGAACCUCUUCGCUUAACUCUCCCAGAAAGGAUUACUAUAACCGAUAUCAAGAUCCGUAUGAAACGACCCGGAGUCGAUACGACGACCGAUACGACAUUUACGAUCGAAAUUACGAUCCGAAUGAUUAUUACGAUUAUUAUGACCGUGAUGGUUAUAGAAGACCAUCAUCGUAUUCAGGAUAUAGUUCCGGUUAUUCUACGGGAAGGGAUUUGUAUGAAAGAGAUCGUUAUGAACCAAGAGAUACCAGAUAUUAUUCUAGAGAUAAUAGAAACAAUUACGACCGUUCUUAUGAUCGAGGUUAUGAUAGAUCUUAUGAUCGAGGAAUUGGUUACGACAAUAUAGGUUAUGAUUAUCGCGGUUAUGAUAGAAGCAAUUACGAUCGAAAUGGUUAUGAUCGUAAUAGUUACGAUAGAAGUGGUGGCGGUUAUGAUAGAUAUCGGCCUUAUGAUGAAACUUAUCGUGGAACUUCCGGUUUUGAUACUUCUGGAAGAGGUUAUUAUUAUAAUAGACCGGAAGGUGGACGAUUUGGUGUUUAUGCUAGUUCAUGGGGUUAUGGAAGAGAUGAUAGAGAUAGAUACAGGGACCCAGGGUGAGUUCUUUUCCUUGGUUUAGUUAUUUAAUGUUAUUUAGGAACAUCUUAAUUAAACCGACACGGACUUUAAGGGGGAAGGUGUGGAUCCUAAAUCCUUUAAGAUCCUAUAUUGCGACACUAUUCAACGUAAUAACGUCAUUAACCUGGAUUAUCUCGUACGAUAUAACCCGGAAUAUGUUGAGAUAACAAGAUAGGUUUUGUGUGUAUAGCGCGUUCUUAAUGUUUUUGGGCGGAAUUUAAUCGAGUUCGAAAUACCAAAACCUACAUAUACAAAAUUAAAAAAGAAAGGGAGAUUAUUUAAAAAAUAUUGCUUUAAAAAAUCGGUUGACUCUGCUAGAUAUAAAGCCAUAACAACCAUAAUCUCAAAAAUUGACCUUUAACUAAAACUCCAAAUCGAAGGAGAACAAUUUAAUACAUAAAAAUUGUUUAUUAUAAAGCAAAAAAACAUGAUCCAUAACCAUUUCUAUAGUUAAAUAUUAGUUUUUGUUAAAUACACAGCCAUAAAAUCCAAAAUCUCAAAAUUUGACGAUUUGUAGUUAAAUUUGGAUCUAACUCAAGAACCAAAAUCGAUGGAGACCAGGUUUAUGCAUAAAAUCGAUUCAUAAUGAAGCAAAAAGAUAUAAUCUAUAACCAAUUCAAGAUUAAUUAGUGCUAUUUGCUAGAUAUGAAGCCAUAAAUCCCAAAAUCCUAAAUAUUUGGUAGUUGUUUGUUAAAGUUGCUUACAAUUCAAAAACUGAAAUUGAAGGAAAGUAACAUUGUGAAUAAAAAUUAUUCGUAAUAAUGCAAAAGACCAUAAUCCAUAACAAAUUCAAUUUUAGUUGUUACCAUUAGCUAAAUAUAAAGCCAUAGACCUAAAAAUGUUAAAAAUUCACGUUUUGGUUACCAAAAGUAGUUAUAAUUCAAAAACUAAAAUCGAAGGAGAAUAACUUUAUACACUAAAAUUAUUCAUAACAAAGCAAAAAAUCAGAAUCCAUAAUCAGUUUAUAGUUAGCUACUAUUAUAUGUUAGAUACAAAGCUAUAAAUCAUAAAAUGUCAAAAAUUGACGAUUUAUAGUUAAAAUUGGAUCUAACUCAAGAACCAAAAUCGAUGGGGUCGAGGUUUAUGCAUAAAAUCGAUUCAUAAUGAAGCAAAAAGAUAUAAUCUAUAACCAAUUCAAGAUUAAUUAGUACUAUUUGCUAGAUAUGAAGCCAUAAAUCCCAAAAUCCUAAAUAUUUGGUAGUUAUUUGUUAAAGUUGCUUACAAUUCAAAAACUGAAAUUGAAGGAAAGUAACAUUGUGAAUAAAAAUUAUUCGUAAUAAUGCAAAAGACCAUAAUCCAUAACAAAUUCAAUUUUAGUUGUUACCAUUAGCUAAAUAUAAAGCCAUAGACCUAAAAAUGUUAAAAAUUCACGUUUUGGUUACCAAAAGUAGUUAUAAUUCAAAAACUAAAAUCGAAGGAGAAUAACUUUAUACACUAAAAUUAUUCAUAAUAAAGCAAAAAAUCAGAAUCCAUAAUCAGUUUAUAGUUAGCUACUAUUAUAUGUUAGAUACAAAGCCAUAAAUCAUAAAAUGUUAAAAAUUGACGAUUUAUAGUUAAAAUUGGAUCUAACUCAAGAACCAAAAUCGAUGGAGAACAGGUUUAUGCAUAAAAUCGAUUCAUAAUGAAGCAAAAAGAUAUAAUCUAUAACCAAUUCAAGAUUAAUUAGUACUAUUUGCUAGAUAUGAAGCCAUAAAUCCCAAAAUCCUAAAUAUUUGGUAGUUAUUUGUUAAAGUUGCUUACAAUUCAAAAACUGAAAUUGAAGGAAAGUAACAUUGUGAAUAAAAAUUAUUCGUAAUAAUGCAAAAGACCAUAAUCCAUAACAAAUUCAAUUUUAGUUGUUACCAUUAGCUAAAUAUAAAGCCAUAGACCUAAAAAUGUUAAAAAUUCACGUUUUGGUUACCAAAAGUAGUUAUAAUUCAAAAACUAAAAUCGAAGGAGAAUAACUUUAUACACUAAAAUUAUUCAUAAUAAAGCAAAAAAUCAGAAUCCAUAA